Molecule: messenger RNA, 513 nt
Organism: Oryza brachyantha (malo sina)
Lineage: Eukaryota; Viridiplantae; Streptophyta; Magnoliopsida; Poales; Poaceae
Exons: 1
Coding region: 1-513 (170 amino acids)
Source: RefSeq, a predicted model, not a curated record
AUGGAUGGAGAUGACAACAUUGAUCCUAUUGAUUUAUACUCCAUAGAUGAGUAUCUUCAAGAGCAAGCAAUCAUGGAUGAUUUAGGCAUUCAUCUAAUAUCUGAAAUGCAGUCCAUUGCUGAUGGUUUACAAGGUGGAAGAGUUCAGUGUGGUCAUAGGAGGUAUGUGGAUAGACCACGUGAAGAAGCUAGGCAACAACUAAUGGAUGACUACUUCUCGCCUAAUCCAGUCUACAAUGAGGUGCAGUUUCGUAGAAGAUUUAGGAUGAGGAAGACUCUCUUUUUGAAGAUAGUGGAGGCAUUGAGUGGUUGGUCAGAGUAUUUCACCUUAAGGCCGGAUGCUUUGAAUCGUCUCGGAUUCUCGCCAAUUCAUAAGUGUAUAGUAGCAACUCGUCAAUUGGCAUAUGGUGGCUCUGUUGACCAACAAGAUGAAUAUUUGAAGAUGGGAAAAAGUACUGGUGUUGAGUGCUUGAAAAUAUUUGUUAAGGGUGUCAUUGCAGUAUAUGGUGGAUAA